AUGGUGGCUGUGAGUAAACGCGGCGUGCUGAAUAACGAUUGGACAGGACAGUGCGAUAACGUGGAGAGCUUAGCGAACGGAGAUAUUGUGGUGCAUCAAAGUUUAUGGCCACUUUUUGCAUAGUAUCUUUUUUCAGUUGAUUCAUCUCCUCCUGCAUUACAUAAGUAUCUUUUUUUCAGUUGAUUCAUCUCCUCCUGCAUUACAUAUCUUUUUUUCACUUGAUUCAUCUCCUCCCUGCAUCAAAGUUUAUGGCCACUUUUUACGUACCUUUUUUGUUUUUCAGUGGACUUCUAACAAGUGACAUAGAAUUAUCAGGGGAGGAAGUAGAGGAAGAAUCCGAAGCAGCCAAAAAGAAGAAAGGGAUGCAGAAUUUUAGGUACUAUUUAUUAGUGCCCUACUUCUUAAGAUCAUACUUUAUAGAUACCUCAACGGACCGCGGUGAGUCAAUUCAUAGUCGUGAAGACUAAUCCUAAUCUCCGAGGCGAGCCAAAUCCUAUGUAGUAUGCUAAAACCAUAACAUAGACAUCUGACAUAGAUUUACGUGAUACAUUCAUCGCAAAGAAGAAGAUGUAGAUUUCAACAAAAACUUCGCCUGCUUCACGAGCAAGAAUCCGAUGAAGCAUUCUUCUCUUCAUUACCAUUCUUUCAGGAUGAAGCUUCAGCAAUCCGAAGCAAAGCGAGCGGAGGAAGAGAGAGCAAAGGCUCUUUCGUCAGCGCCAAGAUUUUUGUUAAGGCUUUCACCAUCAUUUUGCGAAAAAUAAGUAGUCUUCAUCUAAGAUUCACUGUUAUGCGAGGAGCCUCUCUCGGUGUACCUGUACAUGAUGAAAAGAUAACAAGAAGUUGAAGUUGUAGUCUAAUUUUGUUAUAGAUACAAAACGGAGCGGCCUCAGCCUCGCUAUCUAGUACUAGAAGAUGUCCUAUUCCUACUUGAAUCUUUCUCUCUUUAGAUAUAUUAAGUUGAGAAAGUUAUAGGUCCUAUUAGGAGGUUAUUUUUCUCCACCGCUAUCGUCUAGAAAAAACAACAUUAUCUCCUUCUUCUAAUUCCUUCUUUCGCGGAGUGGAGAAGACAGAAGAUGUCUUACUUUAGAAAUGCGGUGAAUGCCAUGGGAGGAGGCGGAGGCAUGGAAGACCAACUGGACAAGAUGAAGAAAGGCGAAUUACAACUAAACUUUGACGAUAUCAAGCAGAUGAUGAGCAGGAUAGUUAUGGUACUACCGUAGUGAAAGAUAAAAGAUUUUGAUGCCUCCAUUUAAUGGGUGAAGAAAGAUAGUAAAAGAUUUUGAUGUAAGUAGUUUGAAGGCGUUAUCGUCCCGGACCUGGACCUUGUUGUUUCCCCUCCUCUAAUACCUGCGGUAAAAAGGACAGAUUCGUGAUGAAGUUCGUGAUGCAAGAGGCGGAGCAAGCGCAGAUGGAAUUCCAGCAAGGGAACUUUGUCCAGCGACCAGCCUUCCAAGCAAUGGCAGCCUUCUUGGUGUCGGCACAGAUUUUUUUGUUAUGGUCUUCACUUGACGCUGGCACCUUUUUUUGAACCCACAACGACAGUGCUCACUUGACGCAGGCACCUCUUUUUGAAUUCUUCAGAAACCACGACGACAGUGCUCAACGACAGCGAUCACUUCUCCUGAUGUACGCAAUAAAACCAGCAAGAGCUCCUGCGAUUCUACAUCUGUACAACAUACUUAGUCACUUCUUCAUCUUCAUCUUGUUAUCCACAAGAAAGAUGCAUGAAAAGCUCAGUUUUUCGUUCCCACCAAACUUGAUGUUUAGAUAACAAGUAAGUAGUCCUUAAGUUCUCUUCUAAUGUGAGUUGGAUACGCUACAGAAUUCAUCAGCUACAGCGAUCCGAUUGACAACCGACUGCUGUGGGCGAUACUGGAUAUCGCUCUAGUCCUCCCCUUCUUCCUCUUCGAAUUUUCACAAAGAUUCAAGGUUUUGGGGUACUGUGAUUUUCAUCUUAUCUGUAGUGAUUUCUUCGUUGAAGGUUCCUCACUGGAGGUUCUUUCUCCCCAGCACCAGUGAUUCCGAAAGGUUGCACGUUCGUUAACAAGCAUCAAACAGAAACUACAACUCUUUCUCACCCUCAACACACCCUCAACGCACCCUCAAUACACCCUCAACACACCCUCAACACACCCUCAAUACACCCUCUAGACUAGAAGUGGCUGGUUUUUCACCCUCAACACAAUCCUCUCUCAACCCUAAACCCUUUAGACUACCUCUCAAUCUCAUCAUCAAAAACCAGGUUCGCCUACUUCGACAUUUAUACUCACGACUUCUUCUUCCUCAUGGUGGGCGUCUUCGAGGCUUCCUACCCUUUGUGGGUUGGCGGCGAAAUUCUGAAGGCCACGAAAAUCCUGCAACUCUUAAGGCUACCUCUCAAUCUCAUCCUCAGCUCCUGUCUUUGCCUCUGCUAAGUAAUUAAGCUCUUCAAUACCCCACGAAUGGGUACACUACUACUACUACUACUCCUACUACUACUACUACUCAACAGGGGAAAAAAUCAACGGGGGGCUCAGGAAUGCACCCACGGAUGCGACGCGGUAGCUCUAAAACUCGGCCGCAUAGUCAACCUGUCCAGAUUGAAGGAUGUCAUCUACCAGUUUCCAAGGAUUCGGAAAAUAGUGACAGAAGGAAUGGCCGCUUUCGAUUUUGCCACCGUGUUUAAGUUAUGAAUGAUGUUGGAUAGGGUGACUGACUGUGAAGAUGAUGAGUAUGUUGAGCAUCGACCAUGAGGAUAUGGAUAGUACGAUCUUCACACAUGAUCUGUGAUGUGGUAGGUGCUGCUAGACGGUACUAGUAUCGUGUAGUAAUAUCAUUCCAGUCGUCCACCACCACCAAUCCCUUAUGCAGCGUCACCAUCUUCUAAUUUUAGCAGCCAUGUGGUGUCUGUUGCUGAUCACUCUGAUGACCUACAUGUGGACGUUGUUGGUUACCAGUACUUUGGGCCAGGAGGUCGAAGAGACACUCAAAUAUAGGAAAACGAGUGGAACUGGUAUAUUUAUUAGAGUGCAGUUUUGUCUAUAGCUAUAGACGAGUGCAGUUUUUUUUUUGCCUUGUUUCACGAAUACUUUUAUUUCCAAUAUCAUGAUCAUUUUGUCAGAAUCAGAAAGAUGGACCGAUGAAUUACGUGCUCUCUACAAGAUCUGUCUGCGAAAACUCUUCACCCUCCAAUCUCUCUCCCAGUAGAUCUCCGCUGUCAUUUUGAAAAAUACCUUAACUUAGACUUCCACCCUUUUUCGGCCAGAUCUCCGGUCCUAUUUCGGUCAUGUCGUAUAUUAUAAACUUCCACCCUUUUUCGGCCAGAUCUCCGUUCCUAUUUCGGUCAUGUCGUCUGGGGCUUCAAUUCCUUUCUGGGCCUCAUGAGUAUGGAGCAUAAUAUCAUCGACCGGAUGGCCCGUGGAACGGCAGAGGCGCAUGGGAUGGGAAUCAUGAUCAUUUUCCUCUUUUUCAUCGCCUUUGCUCGAUUUGGCAUGCUGAACGUGCUCAUUGCUCAGAUCUGUGCACGUGCGAUUAUCACUAGUGCGGAGCAGAGGGAGUUUUCAGAUGAAAUCUCGGACAAAGAUUAAGGCUACAACCGCUGGGGCGCUCCUUUUUCAGCGUCAUCCGUGGCUCUUCUUCUACGUGAAAAAGAAGCGCCCCCUAAGGAUCGUGCGCUCAAGGAAGAUGCGCUCAAGGAAGAGCUCUAAACAGAACAUCAAAUCGCUCUGGCGAAACUAGGUGCGAUUUUUAGGAGUUUGGACGCGGAUGAAAGCGGAACGAUUAGUCGGCAAGAGUUGAUGGAGGUCUGCGAAUUGGAGCAAGUGAAGAUCCAAUUGAGAAUAGCUCAGAUUGAGCAUGACGAUGUUACGGAAUCCUCGAGGAGCAUAGUUCAUCAAUCUGAUAAUAAUUCGUCUGUGACUCCUGCAUCCCUGAAAGUCGUGAAAUGUAAGAGUAAAUGAGAGUAUUUCUGCCUGUCGGUAGAUACCGAUAAUUUUUCAAGGAUGCACCAGUUGAAUAGACAUGAAGAUGAACUUCAUGUCGCAACCUAGCUCUAAUGAUGUAAUCGAAUUGUUCGAAUUGUUGGGUACAAUCGGGGAAGACGGGGAAGAGACGGAGCUUGGCACCGAAGAAUUCAUUGGCGCAUGCAUGAGACUGAAGUUAUGGCCACAUGUAAACUUUUGGAUAGCCCAAUAGCGUUUGUUCAUUCAUUCUAGCAACUCGUUCUCGAUGAAGAAGGAAGUAGUAUGUCGCUUCUAACAUCCGGUGAUGGCAAAAGCAAGGAUUGUUUUAUCGUGCAACUAUCGGUGGUGCAGCUGACAGAAAAGAUAGACUACCUCAGCAGAACGACUGGGAGAUCUUUGAGGUACAUCUCAUUAGAGUGGUAACUGAUUUAUUUUACAUGGAUGUUGUGCAUCUUGUAGGUGAUAAAGGUAAAAAUUCGUUGGAUUUGGAACGAGGUAGGCACUUUAUUAAUUGGAUUUUCAUGUCACAGGUAAUUUUUUAAUUGGAUAGUAGAGAUGUGACUCGUGGUAAUCCAUUGGAUUUUUUGGUAGAGGCAGGCACUUUAUUAAAAUUCCUGAAGGAGCUUUACUUCCUUGAAGAUGUAGUACUAGAAGACGCUACAGCAUCUUCUUCUUCAGCUAUACUUCCUUGAAGAUGUAGUCGUACUAAAUCUGUACUAGAAGACGCUACCACGACAUGGUUGGUUGGUUGGUUGCUACCACAUCUUCUACUUGAGAUGAUAAUUGAUCAUGUUGAUCAGGUGUCUUGACUAAUUAAUCAUGUUGAUCAGGUGUCUCGACGCAUCACGCGUUUUAGUGGACAAAAUGGACCAGAUCUUGAAGCGACUGCAGAGGAUGGUCCCCCACAGACCUGGCGUCGACAGAAACGUGAACACGGAAGAAAAGCUCUACGUUAUUCCAGAAUACUCAACGAGAGGAGGCGUCCCCUACGGCUUCCGCAAACUGGCAUCAGGACAGACACGAGGAUAUGAUCGAGGGGUAUAACUUAAUUCAAUUCGUAAUUCGAGUUUAAGUAUUGGAAGAUAACUCAAUUAUUGGAUAUAAACUCCGGCAGCAGAUAGUUCUGAGUUCUAGGCUCAGACUGUUUUUUCACUUGCUGUAAAAAGAAUGUCAACCCUUUGGUCCUCCUCGGUCUAUCUCUUGUUGGACGACUCUUUUUCGUUUGCUGCUCCGCAGAUUCGUCUUCGUGUAAGAUGCAGGGGCCUCCUGCUGUUCCACUUCCGUCGUCGAACUCCCCAGAAGUCCUUGCUCUUAGCCAACUUAACGACCUGCAAUCUAGUCCUCUCAUCAUCAUUAUUGGAGGACUCUUUUUCGUUGGCUGUAAAAAGAAUAUUUCUAUGUAUUCUAGAUACCAUAGAUGAACCUCCAAUAAUGAGGUGGAUCUGUUACUACUUCGGUCUUCCUCGAUCCACCUCAUUGUUGAAGGUUCAUCUUAGUACUGGUUGCAGUUUUAUGCAGUGAUAUCGCUGUGUAACUAGUAGUUAUCCCAUGAAAGAUCCAUAACCGUCGUGUCCAUCAGUCAGAUCAUAGAGAUGAACAUAGUUGUUAGACAUCAAACUUCAACUUGUUCACUUUACCCCAUUCGCACAAUCAGUUCGUUCCACGCCGUGACGAAUUCCAGAGGCUUGGCGGUGUCCACAACCAGAGUCAUAUCAAGAAGCACGUGGAUAAAGCAAAAGCAGUUUUAUCGAAACAGAUGAAGUUACGGCAUAUAAUUUUUGAUAACUUGUUUCCCAAAGGCCUUUUAUCUCGUCCAGAGCAGGUUUCUUGAAUCAAACAGGAAUCGCAUGGUUGGAAUGUAUUUCGUUCUAGAAAUCGGACAGGAUCAUCUACAUGCAUCUUCAUGAACUUCCACUUAGAAGGUGCUAGUACGAUUAUUUGAAAGAAUCAUUAUCGUUAUCUAUCAUUAUGAUUGCAUGUUAACUAGGAACUGCUUUUCUAAUAAAGGCGAUCGGAAUUCAAAGAUCAGAACACGCGGAAGAGAUAGCGUCUGCAUUACAAAGUCUCACUGGCAGCAACGCACCCGCAUCAUACUUGGCUGAACAACAGAGGAAGCUAUCGACACCGCCGAAGGGUAUACUUACGCAUUAUGAUGAUUUCCUUGAUGGAGUUGGAGGCUUUCUAGAUCAUUUUGCAUUUGAAAUUGAGCACCUUUUUAUAUCGAAGGCACUCUUUUCUCCACAAUACACAGAUCCCAACAUCCCGGACAAGCCUGCUACUCCUGCUUUGUCGACAAAACUAGUGCCGCCACCAGGGGCGCCGCCAGCUGCUCCGGGAACUGUCCAACGAUACCAAGACUUUCCCGAGAAGAUGGAUAUGGAUAUCAUGCGUGCGCAAACGCCAGGGUCGCAACGGGGGAAAUAGAACGAUUUUCAAGUACUCGUAAAUGAACGACAACGACCUGGGAAAUUUUAGGAUGAUUACUAGUGUUCGAUGAAGCGAGGCCGUCAAGGCUAUCAUGAUCAUCACCAAUGCAUGUGUUGUCAUAGCUAACCUCUGUAAAGAAAAGUGUUUAUGAUAGACAUUCUGAUUUUCUUGUGUCAUAGCCAUCUCAUUAAAAUCUCGAUAUUGUCUUUCUAACAACUGCUUGAAAUGUCAUACCUUGUCCUGUCCACGUGCAUGAGCAGAGCUAUAUCUGUGGUUCCUUUGUGGAGCGCGAACGCUAUGCGUUAAAAAUGAACAAAACUAAACACUGCAAGAACUUCAAAGAAACUCAAAUGAACCAAGAACACAAUGAUAAACUCCAAAAUUCGUGACUCCAGAACUUUUCUUUCAAGAAUUAUAGACGACUUGCUUAUAGUACUAUGAAGCUAGUACUAUGAUCCUAGAGCAAGGAGUAGACACCAAGAUGAAGUUGUAAAUCAAUGCUUAGUAUACAAUUCUUGAACUCGUUUUUCUUUUCACAUGAUCCAUGGCCUCGAACCACUCAGAACUAUUGAAAUGAACAAUCAGAAUCUUGCCUGGAAAAAAACAUAUAUGUAAGAUCUUGCGUAGAAAUAGCUUAUACGGUACAACGCAACAUGGGUUAAUGCAUUCUUGCAAUGGAAGAUACAUGAUGAGCCUCAAUGCUUGGAGAAGCUGCAUAUGCUGGUGACCCCUCCCUGUCAAGAUCCAUGAAAUUAAGACUGCUCUCCCCGCGACGUACAGCCCUGCUGCGCAAGGCUCACUUUGCAACUACGAGCUGCAAUCAUUUUCAUCCCAGUAUAGUGAAACGUAUUUAAGGUAUCAAAGAUUUCUGCAUCUUAAUAUUCCAAGAAGCAACAAUAUCCUAUUCCUAAGAAAAUUAUGAGUCCUGAACAACUCUAUUAUAUCACCAAAAAAUCUCAAGUAGACAGACAAUAGUGAUGAUCUUGUGCCGCUGAUAG
Amoebophrya sp. A25 is the source of this 7366-nucleotide messenger RNA. Lineage: Eukaryota; Dinophyceae; Syndiniales; Amoebophryaceae. The record is from the annotation of a GenBank genome assembly.